AUGCUAUCAAUUAUUCAAGAGCUAUAUGAAGAUAAUAUUGCAUAUAUAAAAAUCGGUAAAAAGUUAUCAAAGCCAAUUGUUACAUCGAAAGGGCUACGUCAGGGGUGCAGCCUGUCGCCUCUGUUAUUUAAUCUGUACAUCGAGGUGGUGUUGACUAGAUGGAGGAGGAGCUGUGGAGAGAUGUGCAUACCCGUGGGAGACCAUAAAAUAUUCACGCUGAGUUUCCCGGAUGAUCAGGUCAUAUUGGCGCAGGAUUCAUUUGAUAUCGAGUAUAUGAUGAGAAAAUUACGAACGGAAUACGAUCAGUGGGGCCUGAGUGUAAGUCUGAAAAAGACUGAGUAUUUGGUUGUAAACAGCGAGGCAAAUUUUGAGGUACUCGUGGAUGAGGACACGACGAUAAAACAAGUGGAGAAGUUUAAAUAUUUGGGCGCAAUUGUGGACAAGGAUGGUAUUGGUGGAGCAGAAAUAAAGCACAGAAUACAGGAGAGCAAAAAGAUCAUUGGCUGUCUUAACUCCUUGUGGUGGGACAGGAAUAUCUCCAAUCAUACGAAAAAACGCAUUGGAAAAACGAUGGUUGAGUCAACUGUGUGUUACGGUAGCGAAAUAUGGACUAUUAACGCAGAUCUAAAACGCAGAUUGAAUGCAGUCGAAAUGGACUACCUGCGGCGGAGUGCAAGAGUAUCAAGGCUGCAACAUGUGACUAAUGAGGCCAUUAGGGAUCGGUUACAUGCCAGAGAAACUGUGUUGGAUCGUAUCGAAAUAAAAGGUCUGAGGUGGUUUGGUCUCUUAAUUAGAAUGCCUGAACAGCGAUGGCCUAAGCGGAUAUUUGAAUGGGUCCCGCCAGGGCGGAGGAAGCGAGAAAGGCCGAGGCGCUCUUGGAACGAGGGAAUACGCCAGUCUAUGGAGCAGAGACAGCUGAAUGUGGAAAUGGCACAGGAUCGAGAGGCUUGGAGAAGAGGACUGGGUAGACGGCAUUAG
Molecule: messenger RNA, 978 nt
Organism: Coccinella septempunctata (seven-spotted ladybird)
Lineage: Eukaryota; Metazoa; Arthropoda; Insecta; Coleoptera; Coccinellidae
Exons: 1
Coding region: 1-978 (325 amino acids)
Source: RefSeq, a predicted model, not a curated record